CUUGAUAUUAUUACAAUCCACGGCGACUACGGAAUCCACGUCCUUGUCAAGAUUAACAUGUUCUUCCCUGUCACCUCUGCGCUUCUUGCGCUCCCACUCAUACCUUUGGCUGCGGCUCUCCGGGUCCCCGGAGCAGUCCACAUACCAGUUGCAAGAAAUGGCCAGCGCCCUGAACUUCAACAGAUGAUCCGGAAGAGAGCAAGCAGCAAAUUUGCCUCGAUCGACCUCACGAACUUACAAGAGGCAUACACGAUCAACAUUUCUAUCGGAGGACAGUCUACCUCGGUGGUGUUGGACACAGGCUCGUCCGAGCUCUGGGUCGAUCCGGACUGCAGCACCGCAUCUCGUGAAGCAGAUUCCGAUGCCACCUCUCCACAGUACUGCGAGUCCAUACCUCGAUAUGAUCCAGCCUCAUCCUCCACAUCUGAGGCCCUGAACGAAGGCACUACUUUCAGCUACGCCGACACAACGACGAUCGAAUUGAAUUACUAUACCGAUACCAUAGACAUUGGAGGUCUGACAAUAUCAAAACAGCAAUUCGGGGUUGCGAACGUUACCAAUGCAACAGCUCUGGGGAUUAUGGGCAUGGGCCCAAGCUCCGCAUACGGGUACAACUCGUCACAGCAGCCGUACAGCUUCAUCUUGGACUCUCUUGCUUCCCAGGGCCAGAUCGCCAGCCGCGCGUUCAGCCUCGAUUUAAGAGACUACGACAAUACGACUGGCGCCAUCAUUUUUGGAGGCCUAGAUGAAAAGAAAUUCUCUGGUUCACUGCAGACUUUGCCUCUCGAGACGGUGCAGAUGACGUCUCCUUACUAUGUCACGGUCCAAUCUGUGGGCAUCACGAAACCAGACACCACAACUUCAAGCCAAUACAGCCAAGCAAGCUUUCUGGCGGUGCUCGACAGCGGGACCAGCGACAUACUCACUCCUCAGGGCCUCUCAUUACAGAUUUGUAACGACGUCAACGGCACGGAGAUCGCAUCGGGCGAGACCAGUUUCUGUCUGGUCGACUGCAGCAUCAAGGAACAGACCGGUGGCCUGGAUGUUAGUUUCGACGGCAAGACCAUUCAGGUGACAUAUGAGAACAUGCUAACUGACGUAACCGAGAAUGGAUUUCAAUAUUGCUUUCUCGCAGUCACUGACACAAGUGUCGAUACUGAUCCGCCUACCUACAUCCUCGGGGCUCCAUUCCUCAGGGCGGCAUAUGCGGUUUUUGACUGGGAUAACCAGCAGGUUCACCUAGCACAGUCUGCUGAUUGUGGAUCAAAUGUCGUGGCAAUUGGAAGCGGUAGCAAGGCCGUCCCAACUGCUGGCGGCUGCAAAGAAUCGUCUGCAGCACGUGUUGUUGUUGUUUCUUUGUACACUUCGUGGUCUGGAUGGAUUUUGCUAUUCGGCAGUCUUGUGGCUAUUUGUGGCUGGAUGUAG
Messenger RNA from Cryphonectria parasitica EP155, 1425 nucleotides. RefSeq names its product acid protease. The transcript has 3 exons. Lineage: Eukaryota; Fungi; Ascomycota; Sordariomycetes; Diaporthales; Cryphonectriaceae. Gene Ontology annotation, biological process: proteolysis. Bases 58 to 1425 code for a protein of 455 amino acids. Gene Ontology annotation, molecular function: aspartic-type endopeptidase activity. The record is from RefSeq and is a predicted model, not a curated record.